AACGUAUAACGCGGCUUCACACUAUCUUCUCCUUCUUGAUCAUCCCAACCUCCACUCAAACCGUCUCAAGAUGGCACCAAAGAAGGCCAAGAGGAGGCAGGCAGCAGGAGACAGCGGCUCCUCCAACGUGUUCUCCAUGUUUGAGCAGAGCCAGAUUCAGGAGUACAAAGAGGCUUUCACAAUCAUUGACCAGAACAGAGAUGGUAUCAUCAGCAAAGAUGACCUGAGGGACGUGCUGGCUUCAAUGGGCCAACUGAACGUGAAGAAUGAGGAGCUUGAGGCCAUGAUCAAGGAGGCCAGCGGCCCCAUCAACUUCACCGUCUUCCUCACCAUGUUUGGAGAGAAGCUGAAGGGUGCUGACCCCGAGGACGUUAUUCUUACCGCCUUUAAGGUCCUGGACCCCGAGGGUACUGGAAGCAUCAAGAAGGAAUUCCUUCAGGAGCUGCUGACCACUCAGUGUGACAGGUUCAGCCCAGAAGAGAUUAAGAACAUGUGGUCCGCCUUCCCCCCAGAUGUUGCUGGCAACGUAGACUACAAGAACAUCUGCUACGUCAUCACACACGGAGAGGAGAAGGAGGAGUAAAGAGAAAGCUAGAAGACAAGAAAAACAGCAAUCCCUUGCUAUUCUGCCUUCCCUGCCCUUUUCUUUCCUCCUCUUCCCCCCGCUCACCUUUUGUGUAAAACCCAUGUGCUCGGCCACUCAUGUUCAAACCAAAGACUUGUCACACUGACACAUGAGAGUGCGGAUGUCACAUGGGAUGUCUAUGUUUGCUUAUGGGGAAUAGGGGUGAGUUUCAAUAAAAAUUAUCCUGUAACAUCAUUUCCAUCCACAAGCUUUUCUCAUAACACCUUUUUCUUUCCUCGCAACCAUCUUCCAUCUUCUCACCUCUUUAUCUCUGCCCCGGCCUGUAACUUCAGCCUUUGAGGUGUGUAUGAGAAUGUGUCCCUAUGUUUCCUUCAGUAUCUGAGGGGAAGACAGGUUUACUGCACACACAAAACACACGAGGACCUCAUUCCAAAUUUUGAAGAUGUCCUCUUGGGUGGGGGUAGGUGAGAGGAAAGGAGACAAUUUGCAGGUUGAAAAGGAAAAAGUUGCCUCCUUAAAGCGACGACAACUUUUUCCCCUUUGAAAAGUUAACGACAAAAAAAAAAAAAAGGCUGAAGGAGAGGAGAGAAAAGGUCGAAAGAAAA
Molecule: messenger RNA, 1191 nt
Organism: Morone saxatilis (striped sea-bass)
Lineage: Eukaryota; Metazoa; Chordata; Actinopteri; Moronidae
Gene: mylpfa
Product: myosin light chain, phosphorylatable, fast skeletal muscle a
Exons: 7
Coding region: 71-583 (170 amino acids)
Biological process (GO): skeletal muscle tissue development
Cellular component (GO): cytoplasm
Molecular function (GO): calcium ion binding
Source: RefSeq, a predicted model, not a curated record